Molecule: messenger RNA, 4679 nt
Organism: Myotis daubentonii (Daubenton's bat)
Lineage: Eukaryota; Metazoa; Chordata; Mammalia; Chiroptera; Vespertilionidae
Gene: POLR3G
Product: RNA polymerase III subunit G
Biological process (GO): transcription by RNA polymerase III; cell population proliferation
Cellular component (GO): RNA polymerase III complex
Source: RefSeq, a predicted model, not a curated record
UGGGAACUCGGCUCCCAGCCGCGUGGAGGCUGGUUCGCCCCGGAACCCUCGUCGGACCAGAGGCGCCUCGUGUCCGCCUCGGCUCUUUGCUGGCCGGCGCUUCGGCUGCACGCUUCUGCCCGAGCCUCGAUCCUAGGGAGCAGAAUUUUCCCACAUUUCUGGUGUAACUGGUUCCAAUGGCUGGGAAUAAAGGAAGAGGACGUGCUGCUUAUACCUUCAAUAUUGAGGCAGUUGGAUUUAGCAGAGGUGAAAGGCUACCUGAUGUAGUAUUGAAACCACCGCCACUCUUUCCUGAUACAGAUUAUAAACCAGUGCCACUGAAAACAGGAGAGGGUGAAGAUUAUAUGCUGGCCUUAAAACAGGAGUUGAGAGAAACUGUGAAAAGAAUGCCUUACUUUAUAGAAACACCUGAAGAAAAGCAAGAUAUUGAAAGAUAUAGUAAAAGAUAUAUGAAGGUGUACAAAGAAGAGUGGAUACCAGAUUGGAGAAGACUCCCAAGAGAGAUGAUGCCAAGGAAAAAAUUCAAAAAAGGUCCCAAAUCCAAAAAGGUGAACGAUACUGGCAAAGACACUUCACUCACUAAUACUGCAGAUGUAUUGAAAAAAAUUGAGGAAUUGGAAAAAAGAGGUGAUGGUGAAAAAUCAGAUGAGGAAAAUGAAGAAAAAGAAGGAAGCAAGGAGAAAAGUAAGGAAGAUGAUGAGGAGGAGGAAGACGAUGCUGCAGAACAAGAGGAAUAUGAUGAAGAAGAGCAAGAAGAGGAAAAUGACUACAUUAACUCAUACUUUGACAACGGAGAUGAUUUUAUCGUAGACAGUGAUGACAACAUGGAUGAAGCAACCUAUUAGCUAUGAAGUUUCCCAAAAAAUAUUUCCAUGAUACAGCUUCUGAGCAUUUGGACAGAUUUAUUUCCUUAUUUCUGAUAAGGAAUGAGUAAGUAUUUUUGUUUCUGUUUUACUGACAAUAUUUGUUACCAAAAUAUUCAGUACCAUUUUGAGUUUAUACACUAGUUACUUUACCAAUUAGUCUCUGACACUCUGACAUUCCUUCUCAAGCACCUCUUUAUCCCUCUUACGUAUUCAAGUGAAAAUUUUAUUUUUGGUAUUAUUUGGAUUAGAAUGUGCCUAAAGAGUUUUUGCAUCUUUUAAUCUAUAUAUUCAUACUUGGAAAAAUUAUUUUUAUUUAACUGCUUUCUGAUCUUUUAUAAAACUAUUACUUGCCAUCAUAAUGGGUUUCUGUAACCUAAAAGUUGAUUUAAUACUGCACAUGGAGCACUUUAAAAACAAAAUACUUGAAAUUAAUUUUACUUUUUACUUUUACAUGGUAUGUUCUAUGCUACUAUAUGAUGACUCCAUAAACCUACCUGAGUUCUUAAAAUUGCAUAGGAGAUUAGAAGUUUGUGAUAAAAAAUAUACACAGAGAAAAAUAUCAGUCAGAGCUAUAUAAAUUUUAUAGCUUACAUGUCAGCCAGUGCAAAGACUUGGGAGGAAUAUUAAGUAUACUUGAAUUUGGUAACUUCAUACCACACAAUAUGUGAAAUAAUCAUCAUCUUACUGUAAUAACUUUGAUAUUUCAAAUAAUUGGGCUUAUGAAAAAUUAGGCAUUUAAAUUUGUACUUUACAAAAGUGUGGGGUAAAUUCUAGUCACAUGAAUCUCACUGCAGAAUGCAUGUGUGCAACCUGCGAGGCAUGAUGGCCUCUCAUAUUUCAAAGGACUUUAUAGCCAUCCAAUUGGUUUAUUUAACAGUGCAGAAUAAAACUCAGGUCACUUUGAAAUUAAGAUUAAUCUUUUGUCUUAAUUAAAAACUAGCUCCCCUGACUUUUUAUAGUGAGAAUGAGGGGGAAUACCUAAAAACCUUAGCCUCUAAAGACUCACAAAUGCCAAAGAUUUUGAAGGGAAGUCAUAUUAUAUAUUUCAAAAAUUAUUUAUUAGUAUUACCUACCAAAAGAAAUGUUUAUUUUUACCUUUUGGGAAGAUAUCACCCAUUACCCUCUAACCUGAGACUCAGAAUCCUGGACUCUAUUUCUACCCUUACCAUUAAACUCAACCUUGAAAAUGAGCUUGCUUUUCUGUAAACAGUUUUCUAUAAGAACUGCUUAAAGACCAACCAGACCUUACCAUAUGUACUCAUUCUCUUAGUAUCUAGAAAUAAUCUCUUCUUUAUUUAAAUGUGUCUGGCCCUCUAAAAAAUUAUAGCUUGUAAAGUGAUUGAAAACACUAUUUAGAGAAACAAACAUGUUUUCCUCACAAGAUAUAUUGUAUGUAAUCUGACUGGAUUCCCAUCUUGUAUUCUGGUGGGAAAAUUUAUAUUGUCUUGUGCCAUUUUGUAAAAUGGCUUUCUCAGGAAAAAGAUCACUUUCCAUUUUAAUACUUCCUCAGAUAAUUCGAGAUGGGUGAGGACCGUUAUUAGUCCAGUGCUUAUCUUGUUCAUAUGUGAAAUAUUUCUUUAAAGAAACUUAUAAAAAAUUUUAAAGAUUUUAAAUGGAAAACAUGAAUAAGUCUACUUUAAAGCAGCAAUUGAUUGUACUUAGAGUAGAAACCUCACUUAAAGUUUUAGUUGUAAUGGGCAGUCAUUUAGGAUUAAUAAUUAACAUAGGUGUUUUAUUUUCUCACUUCCUUAGUAUCUUAGUAUCAUUUAAUUUAUAAAGCUUAUCUCUGUGCUUCUGUUUGCUUGCUGUAUUGUAAAUCUACAGAUAACUGCUUGAAUAGGGCAGAUACACCAAAGAUACAGGUAUUUCUCCCCAGCUUUCAUCUGUCUUCAACAGUCUAGUUCUGAAGGUGGUACGACAGCCCUUUGGGCAGGGGUUUGCUUCGGGAACCCCCAGCCAUCUCCCCAAGUGCAUUGUCUGUCUCCUUUGGAAAAGAGGCAGAAUGUUUGCAGGUUCCUUUGCCAGCAUGAACCUUGUUUUUAUAGCUUAAAAUCUCAGACUGUGAAGUUAUUCCAUAGGAAGAUAAACUUUCAUGCAGAGAUAGCAUCUUAUAUAUAAAAAAGUACUUGUUGGUGAAGUGUCUUUAAAAUUGCUAACUAGCAGAUAUUGUUUUGUUGCUUUAGUGCUUAUUUUUCUGUAUUUGUUUACAUGUUAAAUUCAUACAAAACAAAAUUGUGUCCUGUUUUAUUUUGAACCUACUUAAAUAUAUUUGAUAGGGAAAGCUAAUUUAUUAAUACAGAUUCUAUCUGGUAAAAUAACUCAGGGAUGCCAGUAUCAAAUAUUCUUGCACAAAUCAACAGGAAACUCAAGGUAAUUACAGUCAUGAUAACAAACUAAGAGAUUUGGCAGCCAGUGUAAUAUUAGUGUGAUCAUUGGCUUCAUGGACUGACGAACACUGCGUAAAAGAGAAUGCUAACAAAUUCAGAGGAUAUUAACCUUCCUUCCCCACUACCUCAAAUGUAGUGUCUGUGGUUUGCCCUUAAUAUGGGUAGAAGUCCUGGAGUUAAUAAAAACAUUUUUUUUAUUAUUAAAAAAAGAUGUAAUUACAGUUUUAAGAGCAAGAUGAUAGUAAAAAUGCUAAAAGGAUUACAUAAAUUCCUCCAUUGAAUAAAAACUCCAAAGAACUUCAAUUCUUUUGCUAAUGUAGUUUUUAAAAAUUAAGUAUAAAGGUUUUUUGUUUCAUAAUUAAAUUUACACAUAAGUAGAGCACAUUAUUAUGACUGAGCUACAACUCACUAAUAAGUUCUGAACCCUGCUUUAUGAGGUCUUCUUCCAUGAGAUCCAAGAUCCCUCAAAGAACAUUCAUCUGAAAUUCGUUUUCAUUUUAUUUACAUCCUAUAAGUAAUCCAGUGACUUUUCAGUAUAACAAGGGAGGAAUUUGAAUUAGUAAACCUUUGGCAAUUCACUCUAUCUUACAUAGUGUUUUGGGGUUUUGUUUUUAAUUGAUUUCAGAGAAAGGGAGAGGGAGAAACAUCAAUGAGAAUCACCGUUUUGCCUGCCUCCUGUACAACCCCUACUAGGGAUUAAGGCUGCAACCCAGGCAUAUGCCCUGACCUCCUGAUUCAUGGGUUGACACUGAACCACCAAGCCACACCGGCCAGGAUACAUAGUGCAUGGUGUCUUUAUAUCAACUAGUUUGAAAGACGAGAAAAGGUUUGCUUUAUUCAAUUAAAUUCACCAGCUUCCAUUUUAGAUUGAGUAAUAAAAUAGAAACUUUAUUUUUAUGAUCUUUUUAAAAUAUGAAAAGGGGCAAAAAGUUUUAAGAACCAGUUUUACAAAUGUACAUACUAAUAAUGCUCUACAAUUCCAUUUUGCAUUUGUAUAAAAUACAUUAUACAAAAGAUUUAUAGUGUAUGCAUAAAGAAUUAAAUAUUGCAUUUAGAGAUUUCUAUGAUAUAACAGUGCAAUAUGCACAUACUUAGAAAAUACUAACUUCCUGAGCAACAUUGUUGUAAUUGCAAAUAAUGAUUCCCAUCACAAAGCGCCAUUUAAAUACUUCUAAAAACUCCAUCUUAACCCUAUAGCGCUUUGGAUCCUUGCUUCAUAUUUCUAAAACUCCAGCAGUAUCCUUCAUAUUCCCAAGUAGGUAAUUUUAAAAGUAGAUACGAAUUGUUAAGCAAUGAACUAUUAUGGUUCACUGAAAGAACUCUUCAGGCCACUGAACAGCAAGUAGAGUCCAGAAAAAGAAAAAGCUUUAGAAAACAAAAAGUCCUCCGGAUAAAUUAAUUUAACAUUGCAGUCUUCUAAUUCUUA